AUGACGAUUCAAACCCCCCAAGUCCGAAUCGUGGAAGUUGGACCUCGCGAUGGCCUGCAGAACAUCCGCGAAAAGGUCCCCACACAAACGAAAUUGGAACUUAUUCGACGACUGCGUGAUGCAGGACUACGCACAAUUGAACUUACCUCUGUCGUAUCGCCGCGUGCAAUUCCGCAACUCGCGGAUUGUCGUGAGGUUCUUGGGCAUUCGUCUGUGAAGGCUCUUUUCCAGCCGGACCAGGCGGGUUUGCGAUUUCCAGUCCUCGUGCCGAAUGUCAAGGGUUUGGAGAUUGCAGUGAACCAUGGAGUGAAGGAAGUUGCUGUUUUCAUCAGUGCGACUGAGGGGUUUAGUAAAGCCAAUAUCAAUUGCUCCGUUGAGCAAGGGAUUGCGAGGGCUGGGGAAGUCGCCGGGUUGGCGAGAAAGGCUGGUGUUGCUGUGAGAGGAUAUGUAUCGUGCAUCUUUCGAGAUCCCUUCGAUGGUCCAACCCCCGAAGCCGCAGUCUUGCGCUGCGUGACAUCCCUCCUAGCUGCAGGCUGCUAUGAAGUCAGUCUCGGUGAUACACUAGGCGUAGGAUCGCCGUCAAACGUGCACACUCUGAUCCAAUACUUAACGAGUCACGGGGUCCCCAUCGACAAGCUGGCCGGUCACUUCCACGAUACAUAUGGCCAAGCCGUGGCCAAUGUCUGGGAGGCAUAUACCUGCGGGAUGCGGGUAUUCGACAGCAGUGUCGGCGGACUUGGCGGGUGUCCCUUUGCUCCCGGUGCAAAGGGCAACGUCGCCUCCGAAGAUCUGGUAUACAUGUUCCACAACGCAGGUAUCAGCACGGGCGUGGAUCUGGCCAAGUUAGUCGAGACAGGGGAGUGGAUAUCACGACAGCUUUCCCAGUCCAAUUCAAGUCGAGCCGGUAAAGCCCUGUCCAUCAAAACACGGUCGCAGACGCAGACCAAUACCAACGCCAAAUCGACUACCAAUUCCAACUCCAAACAUCCAACACCCCUAAAAUGGACCCUCGUCUCCUCACCCGAAGGCCUCCAAAUCCACCGCAAUGCCACAAACCUCAAAAUAACCCUCAACCGCCCCAAAAACGGCAACGCCCUCACAUCAUCCAUGCUAACAACCCUAACAUCGACAAUUCAAUCCGCAAACUCCGAUCCCUUCACCAGCCGCAUCAUCAUCACCGCCACAGGCCGCUUCUUCUGCACAGGCAUGGACCUGGGACGGGAUACUUCCCCAGUCGCACAAGGCGGCUCUGCAUCUGACGCACAAUUUGCCCGACUCACUUCCCUCUUCGAGGUACUUGAUACCUCGCCCAAGGUUACUAUUGCAGUGAUGAAUGGGCCCGCAUUUGGCGGGGGCGUGGGACUGGCGUUUGCGUGUGAUAUGCGGCUUUGCGCUGCCGGGGCAGCGUGUACACUUAGCGAGGUGAAAUUGGGUCUUGCGCCGGCGACGAUUUCGAAGUAUGUUGUGCGGGAGUUGGGGGUGGCGUUUUCGAGGGAAGCGAUGUUAUCUGCGAGGGCUGUUGGUGCGGAGGAGUUGUUGGCUAGGGGAUUGGUUAGUGGUGUUGCGAAGGAUGGGGAUGAGUUGGUCGGAUUGCUGGAUGGGUUGUUGAUAAGGUUGAAAGCGUGUUCACCCGGGGGAUCCAGGAUGUCGAAGGAGUUGGUUAGAUUGGCGUGGAUGCAUGGGGGAAGGGAGGAGCAGGUUGAAGGGAUCAAGGGUGUGUUUGAUGAGAUGAUGAGGCCGGAUGCCGAGGGCGCGGUUGGGUUGAGAGAGUUUCAGGCGGGGAGGAAGAUGGAUUGGGAUGCAUUUGUACUCGGACAGGCAGAGGGCAAGGCGAAGUUGUAG
Penicillium daleae is the source of this 1842-nucleotide messenger RNA. Its product is annotated as aldolase. Gene Ontology annotation, molecular function: hydroxymethylglutaryl-CoA lyase activity. The record is from RefSeq and is a predicted model, not a curated record. The transcript is spliced from 2 exons. Lineage: Eukaryota; Fungi; Ascomycota; Eurotiomycetes; Eurotiales; Aspergillaceae. The coding region runs from base 1 to 1842 and encodes 613 amino acids. Gene Ontology annotation, biological process: L-leucine catabolic process; ketone body biosynthetic process.